Bubalus bubalis (water buffalo) is the source of this 1707-nucleotide messenger RNA. RefSeq names its product procollagen C-endopeptidase enhancer (gene PCOLCE). Lineage: Eukaryota; Metazoa; Chordata; Mammalia; Artiodactyla; Bovidae. The transcript is spliced from 10 exons. The record is from RefSeq and is a predicted model, not a curated record. Gene Ontology annotation, molecular function: protein binding. The coding region runs from base 185 to 1615 and encodes 476 amino acids.
CUCUUCUCUCCCUGUCCCGCCUUCCCCGCCGCCCGCCCCACUGGCCAGUCCCCACGCCCACACGCCCGAGGCUGCCUCAUCUGGCACUGAUUAUCCGCGCUGCUGCUGCCGCUGCUGCUGCUUCACUCAGCCGCUGCCUCUGUCUUGAAGACCCCAGCACUUCUCUCCACCCCCGCCCCCGGCCAUGCUGCCUGCUGCCACAGCCUCCCUCUUGGGGGCCCUCCUCACUGCCUGGGCUCUGCUGCUGCCUUUCACCCAUGGCCAGACCCCCAACUACACCAGACCCGUGUUCCUGUGCGGAGGGGAUGUGACUGGGGAGUCGGGUUACGUGGCAAGUGAGGGUUUCCCCAACCUCUACCCUCCCAAUAAGGAGUGCAUCUGGACAAUAACGGUCCCUAAGAGCCAGACUGUGUCCCUCUCCUUCCGAGUCUUUGACCUGGAGCAGCACCCCAGCUGCCGGUACGAUUCUCUGGAGAUCUUUGCCGGGUCUGGAACCUCGGGCCAGCAGCUCGGACGCUUCUGCGGGACCUUCCGACCCGCGCCCGUAGUCGCCUCCGGCAACCAGGUGACCCUGAGGAUGAGAUCUGACGAGGGCACGGGAGGACGAGGCUUCCUGCUCUGGUACAGCGGGCGGGCCACCUCCGGCACUGGGCCCCCCCCAGGCGCGAGGCGGAAAUGGGUCACCGACCCGCGGGUGGAAUGGGCGGCCUGGGGUUACUGGGACGAGCACCAAUUUUGCGGGGGGCGGCUGGAGAAGGCCCAGGGAACCCUGACCACGCCCAACUGGCCCGAGUCCGAUUACCCCCCUGGCAUCAGCUGUUCCUGGCACAUCAUCGCGCCCCCGGACCAGGUGAUCGCACUGACCUUCGGCAAGUUUGACCUGGAGCCCGACUCCUACUGCCGCUACGACUCUGUCAGCGUGUUCAACGGACCCGUGAGCGACGACGCCAAGCGGCUGGGAAAGUUCUGCGGCGACACAGUCCCGGGUUCCAUCACCUCCGAAGGGAACGAGCUCCUCGUCCAGUUCGUCUCGGACCUCAGCGUCACGGCCGACGGCUUCUCGGCCUCCUACAGGACCCAGCCUCGGGGCGCCACCGAAGGAGUCCCAGGGGAGGUCGGCUCGGGCCCCAAGCCCGGAGCCGGGCCCAAAGUCAAGCCUGAAGUCCCACCUGAAGAGAAAUCUAAAGCCGCGCCUAAGGCAGAAGCAACUCCGGUGGGCCCGGAUGCACCCAGUGUCACCUGCCCAAAGCAGUGCCGGAGGACAGGUACCCUGCAGAGCCAUUUCUGUAACAGCGACCUGGUGGUGGCAGGACUGAUUAAGUCCAUGGUGCGGGGCCCAGGGGAGGGUCUCACAGCAACUGUCAAUGUCACUGGUGUUUACAAAACCGGAGGCCUGGACCUGCCCUCUCCACCCACGGACACCCUCCUCAAGUUUUAUGUGCCCUGCAAGCAGUGCCCCCCCAUGAAGAAAGGAAUCAGUUACCUGCUGAUGGGCCAGGUGGACAAGAACAGAGGUCCCAUCCUUCCUCCAGAGAGCUUCGUGGUUCUCCACCGGCCCACCCAGCACCAGAUCCUCACCAACCUCAGCAGGAAGUGCCCCUCCAAGCCUGUUUAGGCUGCUCGGGUCUCAGGCCUGAGCCCAAACCAACCUCCACACCCUGGCCCUAGGGGACCCUUUUCUUAUUCAAAUAAAUGUUUCUAGAUUGA